AUGGCGGAGGGAUCUAAACGCCUAAUUAAAUGUAGACCUUCCAAUUAUAUUUCUCACGAUUGGCAAGCCUCUCGAGUUCGGUACGUGCUUUUUUUACACCCUUUUACUCACAAUGAAAUCGAACGCAAACGUCGAGCUCGGUUAAAAUCGGAAACCGACUUUCUUCAUCAGCAACUUCCAAAGGCGGUCUAUCGAGAUAAACUUGCCGUUUUUAAGGCUGGGGCUGAACUCUUGCUUAAAUAUUCAAAUUCAAACGGUUCUGAUGCGCGAAAUCUCAUCCUCACUGACAGCGAGUAUUCAGCAUGCAUACUAAAUAAUUUUCAGGGAUUCGGCAUGCAGAUAAGAUGUGAGGAUGGGAUGAUUUUGAUGACCACACAGAACUGGAGCCAGUGCCUUGGUCCCGAUUUCUCUUUUCCAACAGGAAAGAAGAUCCGUGAGGUGAUUCUGUCGACUGAACUGACAGAGGGGAUUAUUGAAGCCAAUCUUUCGCUGUCACCUGAGGAGCGCGCUCAACUAACAAAUGGGCAAGUUGUCGCCCGGAAUUUUAUACUUCCUGUUGUCAGCACUUCGAGUACACUCCAAAAUUUAUCUGAGAGGAGUUUUUGCCUUAUCGAAUGCUGCGGGGAUAUCGCUUUGUUACCCACUGCUCACACCGAAGACGGCCAGGUGCCUGCGAACGAGCCCGUACUGCAGGUCAUUUGCCGUGCUUUGGAGCACAAAUCUACCGACCAGGAUGUGUCUAACGGCAAACUCUUUUCACUACGCAUUCAACCCGAAUCGCAUUUAAUCUUGGAACUCAAUAGCCAUGAACUACCGGCUGGCGUUUCGCCUGGUGAUAUGAUUGGCCACUCACUGGUCGACCUCACCUCUCGAGCUUCCCAACCGAUCAUAGAGAAAGGUCUAAAUAACGCGGCACGAACGGGCGAGGCCGAAUUCACAAUCUCCUUGGAGCGUCCUUCGGCUCUCGCUGGGCCCUUGCAGUUUCUGGUUGUGGUCAAGGCCAUCACUGUUUGCGACAGCCUCCACUGUCUUGUAGCAGAUUUCUAUCCCCAUCAGAAGCAGGAACCAUAG
Mesocestoides corti is the source of this 1071-nucleotide messenger RNA. Lineage: Eukaryota; Metazoa; Platyhelminthes; Cestoda; Cyclophyllidea; Mesocestoididae. The record is from the annotation of a GenBank genome assembly.